AAAAAUUCAAUUGAACAAAUUCUUUGUAAUGAGUUAUCCUACAAAGCCAAAUAAUGGGACACCCCCUGGUCGGGAUAUUCGAUGGGCUGAUACUGAUGAUGAUCCUCCAACAUCACCAGACCCGCGACCAUUCAAGAGGCCGGACGAACCACCUCAGGGGCCUCCCGAUCCUGAGCCCAUCCUAGGUCCACGGGUUAAGCCAUCCAGAUACAUUACAACCACCGAGGAUGACAAAAAUUCGGGCUUCGAGCAGAUAGCCGUCUGCCUGUCAUUGUUGCUUGUGGUCAUCACAUUUCCCCUGUCGAUCUUCUUGUGCCUGAUUGUGGUAAGGGAGAACCAUCGGGUGCUGAUCUUCCGACUGGGUCGCGUCAGGAAGGGCGUCAGGGGCCCUGGCCUCGUGUGGACUCUGCCGUGCAUCGACUCCUAUGUCAUGGUAGAUCUACGCACCUUUGCGACCGAGGUGCCCUCUCAGGACAUCCUCACCAGGGACUCGGUGACGAUUUCCGUGGACGCAGUGCUGUACUUCUGCAUCAAAGAUCCCAUGGAUGCCCUCAUUCAGGUGGAUGAUGCCCGGGAAGCCACCGUGUUGAUAGCCCAGACCACACUGCGGCACAUAGUCGGUGCCAAGCCGCUCCAUACCCUUCUCACCUCGAGAGACACCCUUUCCAAGGAGAUCCAGGUUGCCGCCGAUGAUAUCACGGAACGAUGGGGAGUGCGAGUGGAGAGAGUGGACGUGAUGGACAUCAGUCUACCAGUUUCUAUGCAGCGAUCAUUGGCCAGUGAGGCAGAGGCAAUUAGGGAGGCGCGGGCCAAGAUCAUUUCAGCCGAGGGCGAGCGCAAUGCCUCGCAGGCUCUGAAGGAGGCAUCCGAUGUGAUGUCACAGAACAAGAUCACCCUGCAGCUAAGACAUCUACAAAUUCUUACCGGAAUUGCAGCAGAACAUAGAUGCACGAUUAUUUUUCCAUUCCCCAUGGAUGUGAUGACAGCGUUUGGCACCGUGGAAGGAUCCUCUAAAAGCAAUCAAAAGCCGGAUGGAACAGAUGGCGGUGGGGAGAACCAGACCUCAGAUUUUGAUCACUUUGGAGACUUCACCCCGAAGGUGAUAAUCACAGAGCCAGCAAAUCUCCCCGAAGACCUACGUUUCGGGGAGAGUGGAGAGGAACCAGAAACGAGUAACACACAGAAGCGGGAAGAAACGGAACGGAAAGCUGAAAUUCCAGGAUCUAUGCAGGAACGAAAAGGUGAGGAUGCAGAAUCGCUACAUGAACAAACAGGAGUGGAGAAUGAUAUCAAGAGUAGUGAGGGAGAUAGUAACAACGAAAGGAAAGUAGAAACAGCGGCGGUAGCUGAAAAUGAUAAUAGAUAUGGUAAUAGUAGCAGAAUAGCAUCGAGGCUUACACGUCUUAUUUCGCCAUAUUCUAGACAACCCAAUACAAGAAUCGAGAGUGAAACUGAUCCUCCAACCAGGCCCGCAGCUGAUCAGCACCGGCAGCGCCAAGCUGGAAAUGAAAUCAGUUACUAUUCCAUAAUUCCCGAGAAAGAAGAUGAACCUGAUACAAAUAUUAAAGUUAGUUUAUCGCGAUCUCCUCCGCCGAGACCGCCGCCACCUCCCCCUCCGCCUCCUCCGCCGCCUCCUCCUCCUCCGUCUGCGCCUUCAGCACCGCCCUGGAAUCCUUGGGACGUUUAUUAGUUAUUUAAUCGGAUUGACAUAAAUACCUAAUUUUUAGCAAGGAACCCAUGAAGCUAGUGUCAUAUAAGCUGGUGUCGCUUUCUUUCCAUUCAAACGAAUCAAAAUCUUUUCGAUAUAGUAGUAUAUUAUAUAGUUAUCCCAAAUAUGUCGGAUCUGAAUAAAAUAUUUGUUGGUUGGGCAACAGAGCAGAGUCCAGUUGCAUCGGAUGUGGACUUCGAGGCUCUGAAGAGUGAAGAGUUCGAGGUCAGUCCCAUGGUAUUGGGUCUGAUGCUGUCCUUUUUGCUGUUUGUGAUUGCCUUCUGGAUCUGGCUGAUCUCCCGAAGCUGUCUGCUGGCAGAGCCUGUGCAGAAUACUAAGGGCCGAAGGGCUCGACAGGAAGGAGGUCAAUCUACUGCGGCAAGAAAGUCCGCAGGUCGCGUCUUAAACAAAAAGAAGAAAAGCCGCACGUCCUUGUCCAGCAAACCGAAGUGGAGCAGCUUUCUAUCAUUGCCGCAGCUCAGAUCCCCACGACUGUCAAAAAGCUAUUAUAUGGGAUUGGACCGGAUGGCGCCUUUCCAUCUUCGCUUCGAGUCGGAGCGCAUCACCAGCGAUUCGAAAACGAUCACUCAAAGCACAAUGAAUGCGAGAACGGGACCGGGAAGUGGACCGGGAGCAGGAACAGGAUCAUCAUUGACAGAAACAAGCAUUCGAGUAUCUAAGGAAUCCUCCAGAGCAAACACAACGUCUACUAUUGGAACAGGUACAGGAUCAUCAUCAUUGUCAGAAUCAAGCAGUCGAGUGUCUAAAGAAUCGUCCAGAGGAGCCUAUGAUAACACAACUGGAAUGUCUACCUCACCCCACGGCUGUUUGGUCAACAAUCGGAGCAGGACAGCCGGUUUGCCCUUGAAGAAAUACAAAAUCCGGUGGGCCAAUUUGGCCAAUCAGAAGGUUCGAUUCAUGAUUUAAGACACAAUGCUACACAGUGAAAGCUCCUUAGAACGGUCAUCAUAAAUUUGACAAGAGAUUAAAGUCCAAAAUUAUAAAUAUUACCCUCCUGU
Messenger RNA from Drosophila pseudoobscura, 2727 nucleotides. RefSeq names its product band 7 protein AGAP004871-like. Gene Ontology annotation, cellular component: plasma membrane. Lineage: Eukaryota; Metazoa; Arthropoda; Insecta; Diptera; Drosophilidae. Bases 29 to 1690 code for a protein of 553 amino acids. The transcript is spliced from 6 exons. The record is from RefSeq and is a predicted model, not a curated record.